Molecule: messenger RNA, 1311 nt
Organism: Mycena citricolor
Lineage: Eukaryota; Fungi; Basidiomycota; Agaricomycetes; Agaricales; Mycenaceae
Source: the annotation of a GenBank genome assembly
AUGCUACUCUAUUUCUUCUUACUGUCCCUGCCCUCGCGCCCUUUGGCUGGAGUCAUCAACGUCGCAGAAUCCUGCCGCGAUAUCAACAACUGUCGACGCCUGUACGACAUCAUCUGGGGCUGUCUCACCACGAUAUUCGCUUGCGUCUGGGUGUCGGUGCAUCCCAAUGUCCCCCCGCCGAACAAGGGCUGGUUUUGGUAUCUCGGGCGUAGACUCAAACUGAUGUGCAUCGCGGUCGUGGCUCCUGAGCUCAUGGUCGGGUUCGCGCUGAGACAGUUUCUGUACUCGCAGGCUUUCGCGCGAAAAUAUUCCGUGUCUCUGACGCAUGGGUUCUUCUACUGCGCCGGCGGCUUCGUGGACGCGGCGCACCACCCCAUCGUCACGCUCAAACAGGUCGACCGGCCUGGCAUAAUCGACGCCAUACGACGCGUCAAGUCGUCCGAUAUCCGAGAUAAGAGCAAAGGCGACGCGUUCUCGAAGGGCGUCGUCCUCGCUCAGUGCGCGUGGUUUACGACGCAGUGCAUCGCCCGUCUCGUGCAGCAGAUCCCCGUGACGGAGCUGGAGGUCGCCACGCUGGGAUUCGCUGUUGUGAAUUUCUUCGUGUGGCUGCUUUGGUGGAGGAAGCCGUUGGAUGUCCAAGAAGCUAUUGAACUCGAGAUCGGGGACGGCUAUCGAGCGCUACGCCAAUCUACAGACAUCGCCGAAUCUCCAGACUUGAAUGUUGGAAACGCGGCCCUGUUGGAUGCCGAUCAGAGGCCGAAGACAGAGCUUGAAGAAGACCGUCCCGUUCGAACACAGAUAGCUCUAGGCGCCCGUUUCUCCGCCACCAUCACGGGGUUCUACCACGAAGAUGCCUACAAUCCUGAAGCAGCCGAUUUCGUGCCAGAUUUCUGGUCACAUGCAAAAGCAGACGACAUGCUCUCGAAAGACCAGGAGACGGUGUUCUUCGUCUUUCUUGCCGUCAUAGCCACAAUUUUCGGUGCCAUCCACUGCGCUGCGUGGGACGCAGACUUCCGCUCCUCGCUGGAACAGAAGAUUUGGAGAGGCUCCUCCGUCGUGGUCGCCGUCGUGCCGCUGAUGAUCCUAUUGUCCGGUUUCACGCUGGUGCUGUCUCAUUCUGAAUCGGCGCACUCCCCGCAUGCAGCCGAUACGACUGGAGGGUCUGCAUUCGUUGCGCUGCUGCUCACUUCACUGAUGGUGUACUUUUUUGCCCGGGUCUCUCUCCUCGUUAUUCCAUUGUCAACGCUUCGUGCUCUCCCUGACAGUGCGUACCUAGAUGUAAACUGGAGUUCCUAUCUUCCGCAUAUCUAG